Rotaria sp. Silwood2 is the source of this 264-nucleotide messenger RNA. The record is from the annotation of a GenBank genome assembly. Lineage: Eukaryota; Metazoa; Rotifera; Eurotatoria; Philodinida; Philodinidae.
AUGAAUUUAAAAACUGCUAUUCAUAGAAUGAAUUUAAAUAAUAAUGAAUUAGUUAAAAGUUUAUUUGCUCUUAAAUCAAGACAAUUAGCUGGUAUUCGUAGUGAUCUGAAACAAAAUCCAAUAGAAGAAUUUCAACAAAGAAAAGUUGAUCAAAAUAAAAGCAAAAAACAACAUUUACAUAUUCCUGGUUAUUUUCCUAUAACGCCAACUAUUUUACAAGUACGACAACCAGAACAAAAUACAUAUCUUCAUUAUGGAUUAUAA